This is a messenger RNA of Alexandromys fortis (reed vole), 927 nucleotides long. RefSeq names its product olfactory receptor 5B3-like. The coding region runs from base 4 to 927 and encodes 307 amino acids. Gene Ontology annotation, cellular component: membrane. The record is from RefSeq and is a predicted model, not a curated record. Lineage: Eukaryota; Metazoa; Chordata; Mammalia; Rodentia; Cricetidae. Gene Ontology annotation, molecular function: olfactory receptor activity; odorant binding; G protein-coupled receptor activity. The transcript has a single exon. Gene Ontology annotation, biological process: sensory perception of smell; G protein-coupled receptor signaling pathway.
UCAAUGGAGAACAGAACAGAAGUGAUACGGUUCAUCUUGUUGGGACUCACCGAUAACCCACAUCUGCAGCUUCCUCUCAUCACCACCUUCCUUCUUAUCUACACCAUCACCCUGGUUGGAAACCUGGGGAUGUUUCUGUUGAUUCUUUUGGACUCUCGGCUUCACACACCCAUGUACAUUUUUCUCAGUAAUUUGUCCUUAGUGGACUUUUGUUACUUUUCCACAAUUACUCCAAAGGUCAUAGCUGGAUUCCUUACAAGAGACAAGAUCAUGUCCUACAAUGCCUGUGCCUCUCAGAUGUUCUUUUUUUCAACAUUUGCCAAUGUGGAGAACUACCUUUUAGUCUCAAUGGCCUAUGACCGCUAUGUAGCAGUGUGUAAGCCCCUACACUAUGCCACCAACAUGACAACUAGUGUGUGUACAUGUCUCAUCAUUGGCUGUUAUAUCUGUGGUAUCUUGACUGCUUCCAUCUGCACUGUGGAUGCAUUAAGUCUCUCUUUCUGUGAGUCCAAUGUGGUCCACCAUUUUUUCUGUGAUGUUCUAGCAGUUAUGACUGUGUCUUGUUCUGAAAGACGUGUCAAUGAGCUAGUUCUUAUUUAUGCAGCCAGUCUCAAUAUCUUUUGUGCUCUUAUAUUCAUCUUAAUAUCCUACACGUUCAUUUUCACAAAUAUACUACAGAUGCACUCUGCUACAGGAUAUCGCAAAGCUCUCUCUACUUGUGCCUCCCAUUUCACAGCUGUCUCCAUUUUCUAUGGGACAGUUACAUUCAUGUAUGUGCAGCCCAGCUCUAGUCACUCCAUGGACAUAGACAAAAUUUCAUCUGUGUUUUACACCAUGGUCAUUCCUAUGUUGAACCCUCUUGUCUACAGCUUAAGAAAUAAGGAGGUAAGGAGUGCAUUCACAAAGAUUGUAUUAAAAUCAAAAUAA